CCUCACAGUUCACCCCGGGUGCAGGUGGGCUUGUGGUGUGUGUAUCCGGCCGGUGAGCCUGGGUGCUCUCUCUCACAUACGAUGGACGACCAUAUCACUCGCGGUGGUGGUAGCCGACCCCGUCUAGCCCCACUCACGCCACCUGCCGGGGGACGAGUACUGGACGACACUGGACGACAAUCCACUAGUGUCGUGGAAACGCUUCUUACCACCUGUGCAACCACCUGUCUGUAACCUGUCUCUUGUCAGUGCGGACAGAACUGGCACUACCACAGCGGCCAGUGACGGGACAGGAGCAGAGGAAAGUCACCCCAGACACUCCCCCUACGCAAGCUCUCAAGCACCAGCUCGGGGCCGAUUGUCGGUUCCCAAGAGUAAAUUUAGCAAGAGUGGCGGAGAGGAGCGUAGCAGGCACGUUCCCAAAGGUACCCCGGUGUGAGGCACGUGCCUAAACGUACCCCGGUGUGACCCAGUGGGGCAGGGUAGCAGGUACAGCGGUGAUGGAAGCACAGGUACCCGGUGUGACCCCGUGUCGUGGGGUAGAAGACACAGUACAGAUGAGACGAGGCAGGAGUCACUCGUCCAAGAACUCUCCUCUUCCGAACAGAAAAGCUCUUAAUUUAAACCACGAUGACAUCCCCUUCAUAGAUGACGAUAUCCGUGUCAGUGUUGUUAGUGGUGAUAGUGGUAGUUGCGACAGUUUGGAUCGUGGUUGUGCGUCGCGUAAUGAGUCUGAAAUUGUGGUUCUGAGAACGCAUAAAAGCAGUUCUGAUAACAGACUGAAGCGUCAGGCCGGGUACUUGGUCCCGCUGUCGCCACAGCCUGGCCCCUCACCCACCAAGAUGGAGUCCAAGGAGUUGGUCAUAUACAGGAGGAAAGCCAGGGUCCAGCCCCUCAAGGGCAACAGGGAAGCUAAGUGCUGUGACUCGCCUCUUGAGAGCCGUGACCCGCCUCUUGAGAGCCGUGACCCGCCUCUUGAGAGCCGUGACCCGCCUCUUGAGAGCCGUGACCCGCCUCUUGAGAGCCGUGACCCGCCUCUUGAGAGCCGUGACCCGCCCGUUGAGAGCCGUGACCCGCCUCUUGAGAGCCGUGACCCGCCUCUUGAGAGCUGUGACCCGCCUCUUGAGAGCUGUGACCCGCCUCUUGAGAGCUGUGACCCGCCCGUUGAGAGCCGUGACCCGCCUCUUGAGAGCCGUGACCCGCCCGUUGAGAGCCGUGACCCGCCUCUUGAGAGCCGUGACCCGCCUCUUGAGAGCUGUGACCCGCCUCUUGAGAGCUGUGACCCGCCUCUUGAGAGCUGUGACCCGCCUCUUGAGAGCUGUGACCCGCCCGUUGAGAGCCGUGACCCGCCUCUUGAGAGCUGUGACCCGCCUCUUGAGAGCUGUGACCCGCCUCUUGAGAGCUGUGACCCGCCUCUUGAGAGCUGUGACCCGCCUCUUGAGAGCAAGGUUGUAGCGGUCAGCACUGCUGCAGACAGCGGGGUUCGUCCACCCAUCUCAGCCGACGAUCAGCUGCACGACGACGACCAGCUGCACGACGACGACCAGCUGCACGACGACGACCAGCUGCACGACGACGACCAGCUGCACGACGACCAGCUGCUGCGCGACGACCAGCUGCACGACGACGACCAGCUGCACGACGACCAGCUGCUGCACGCCCUCCUGGAGCAACUGCUGUGCAACACAAGCGUUACUGAGGCGGCAGGCAAGAUGAGUGUGGAGCGACGAGGGACCAAGGCGCUGGAACUAUGGGCCCGGCGGGCCACCGAUGGCUACCAGGGUGUCAGCGUCACCAACAUGACCACCGCCUGGCGCAACGGUCUCGCCUUCUGCGCUCUCAUACAUCGCUUCAGACCCGACCUCAUCGAAUUUUCGUCGUUGAAGCCGGAGAACAUCUUGGAGAACAAUGCCUUGGCCUUCCGCGUUGCCGAACAGCAGCUGGGUAUCCCAGCGCUCUUGGACGCCGAAGACAUGGUGGAGAACGAUGUCCCGGACCGCCUCUCCGUGCUGACCUACGUGUCCCAGUACUACCAGGCCUUCGCGGCCCUGGGCCUCACCAACAAGAAGAGGACGGUGAACACUGCGGCGCCCCAGUCCACGGCUCCUGGCACGGUCAAGGCCAAGACCACUCCACCCCUGCAGCGGAAGGCCAAGCCGGCGGAGAUCAAGACAGAUAAGGUGGUGGCGGGUGGGCGAGUUCGUCGUGAGGUGUGUGCUGGCUGCAACAACCCGGUGUUCCUCGCUGAACGCUUGUUGGUAGGUUCCCCGGGUCAGCUGAUGCAUCGGACGUGUUUCCGCUGCGCUCGAUGCAAUACACAGCUGACCUUGGCGAGCUACUAUGAGACAGAAAAGGGACAAUUUUGUUGUGAAACCUGUCCCGAUGAAGAACGCAAUAAUAUGCUGGAAGUUGUUGACAAUGCCAGUAUUUCCAGCCACACUUCAAGUAAACAUAAACGACGAUCCUCGGCUUCCGACUCGGAUUCCCAAUCUGAUUCUAACAGUGAAGAUUCUGGGGAAGAGAGCGAUAGUUAUAGUCACGAUGUGGAGACAUUACUCGAGGACAAGACCCACCGUGUUGACACCCGCAGUGACUCUUUAUCACACUCGCCUAAAUUCACUCCUCAGCCACUUAAACCUCGUACUGUGUUUCUUUCACAAACCUUAGAAGGGAAUGAUAUAAACCAUGACUUAAACACAAAAACAGAAGAAUCUAAGGCAAGUGAAGGAAUCAGUCAUUUUUCGCAUGUAUCAUCAGCCUUAUUUGGAUCGAAGGAGAGAGAUUCCAGAGCAACAGCCUCUGGCAACUCCCUCCGAGACCACUGUGAUGAAGCCAAAGGAUCAAUAACAGACCCACCUGAGAAACUAACCUUGGACACAGGGCAAAAAGAUAGAACUAACAAUGUUACUAAUGGUGCACCCAAGACCUCCUCGUCUAUUGUUGCCCAGCGUCUCAAAUUGUUUAGGGAAAUUAGUGAUAAGAGUGUUAGCUCAGAUAAAAUUAAUACCAGUGUUGAAAAACGUGAAAUAAAAUAUAAUUAUUUGCAUUUAAAUAAAAUAGAAAAGGAAACAAGUGGUGUCACUAAAGAGGAAAACGAAAGUGUUGUUGAGGAUCCGGAUAAGGAUAAAAAUACUAAAGAUAUCAAUAGUAAGUUUGUGCACGUAGAUGAGAUGGACUCAGACCUGAUCGUUAAUGAAGAGGAAAAUAAAAAGUUAAUGGACUCGCUAGAAAAUUAUAAAACAAUCGGUGAAAGGGAAUCGUCGCCCAUUUCUGAGAAUGUAAGGGAAGGUACUGAACCAUCACCCAAUUCUGAAAAAGUCAGUGAAAAUAUUGAACAAUUACCCAACUCUGAAAAAAUAAACGAAAGUAUUGAAAAAGUACCUAACUCUGUAAAUGAUAGUGAAAGUAUUGAACACGAAAAAGUAAGUGAAAGUAUUGAACACAAAAAAGUAAGUGAAAGUAUUGAACACGAAAAACUACGUGAAAGUAUUGAACACGAAAAAGUAAGUGAAAGUGUUGAAACUUCACCGACCAUUCCAUCCAUAUGCAUCACCCGAAAUAAAGAGGAAGUCAGUAUUGCCCGUGUUGCAGACUCGAGCAGGGAACGCGAUGGCACUGAUGACCAGCACGACUCGGACACCAUGAGCCUUGAAGAACCACCACUUGGUAAAGAUGUACUCAAAGAAUAUAAUCCAUUUGAGGAUGAUGAAUCUCAGCAAGAUGAAAGUGGCGUUGCAAUAUGCCAUUCCGAUGGUGGCAGCAAUGACGAUAAUCUCAUUGCCACUUGUGUCUCGCAGGACAGUGGUGCGGACAUCUCUUCUGCUUCCUUGCACUCCGUCCAGUAUCCAGAAGAUCUUAAUCCUUUUGGAAGUGACGACGAGAGUCACGUUGAGGAUGCCGCAGCAGACAAAGCAGGUGUGGCAGAACGGUCCGAACCUCAAGAUAACGAUAAUCAGAAAACUACAAAGAAACUUAUCAAGGUAAACAUGAACCCAUUUGAAAGUGAUGAGGAUGAGGAAUUUGAAAAGGAAAUGAAUAAAGAUAACAAGAAAACCGAAUUGAAGAACCUAAAUCCCUUCUGGAGCGAUGAUGAAGCCGGAGAAGAGAGUGAUAAUACCAAAUUAACACCAAGUAAAAACAAAAUUAAACCUCCUAGACCACCACCACCAACCUUGGCCAGAAACAGUACUCCCUCCCAGAUGUACGAUAGCGGUGGCAGCUUGCAACAGAGCCCCAUUUUUCAAGGGGGCUCGGCCACACGCAAGAAGAUCAGUGCUCCACAACCGCCAACCAGCAUGAGAGACUUGUUCCCCCCAGCAUCGCCCUCCACCUCUCCUGCUCAGUCACACUUAACACCAUCCCCCAGUAUGACUGUCCCCUACCCAUCUCCCUCCCCCUCCUCUCCCAGCGGCUCUCUGGCUCUUAAGAGGAAGGCUCGACGGGCUCCCGCUCCUCCCCAAGCGGCUACUCCAAGAAGUGGUAGGGCCUCCCCUGCUAGCUCCAUAGCCGACACCCUCAGCUCCGACACACUGUCCCUCUCCAGCAUUGGUGCCCAUACUCAGGAGAAGUCAGGCCAUGAGGAAGACCAGGAUGAGGUGCUGAGUUGGAAAAUGCAGAAGGACUUGAAAAACCACUCGAACAAGUUGAACGGCACCACAGAUCAACAAGUUCCACCUCCCAAGCCCUCCCGGGCUUUCCAGGCUUCCAAUAACCAUGCGUGUGGGACAGGUAUUUUUAGGCAUGGGUCUAUGAGCAAGAGUGAGGCAGGGGAGUGGCAGCGCAAGAAAGGCCCAGCACCUCCUCGACCAGUGCCGCAGAAGAGAGCCCUUAAGAAGUUACCCAUGCGCAUAAUCCAACAGCAACUUCAGGAUAUUGAGAUCAAGCAGACAGAGCUUGAAAGACAGGGUGUUCUGCUCGAGACUACAAUUCGUACCCGCACAGAAAAUGCACUAAACAACUCUGUGGAGGAUGCAACUACUCCUAGCAGUGGGCCAAAUAGUAUAGAAGUAGAAGAUAUGAUACUGCAGUUGUUUGAGCUCGUCAACGAGAAGAACGAGUUGUUCAGACGGCAGACUGAGCUGAUGUACCUCAAGCGUGAGAAACGACUGGAAGAGGAGUACGUGGAACUUGAAUAUCAGAUCCGGUGCCUGAUGCUCAAAACCCCCGCGGAGAAAUCUGAUGCCGACAAUACUCAGGAGGAGGAGCUGAUAGCACGGCUGGUGAAGGUGGUCGAGCAGCGCGACGAAAUCAUAAACUGCUUGGAAUUGGACAGGUUACGAGAAGCACAGGAGGACGAGAGCAUUGCCACACACAUGAUGCAAUACCAAGAAAAACAUAUUGAUGGAAUUGAGAAUGGCAAUAGUUUACAAGAAUCCCCAAAGAAGAAAAAGACACUGAGGUUACCCAAGAAGAAGAAGAAGAAGAAAGAAAAGAAAGAUAAAAAGGGUUGCAAGACCGAUGCUGAUAAAGACGUAGAUGAAACUGAAGUAACAGAAGUGAAGAAGAAGAAGAAGAAAAAGAAAUGGUUGUUUUAAUUUAUUUGAUGACGCUGUUAGUCACUUCCUUCAAGGAAGACUCCCUGUUAAAUAAAGAUCACAUCAACGAGGUUUAAAUAAUAGAUGAAUUCAAUGCAAAAUUGUAUUUAACUAUGAUAUAAUCUUCCCUCAACUGGCAGAGUUCUUCAGGGUCAAUGUGUGUUUAGUAAUACUGUACUUAAUAGUAUAAUUUUUAAUGUGUCAGUUAAUACUCACAAUUGUACUGUUAGUAAACACAGGAGAUUUUCUGCUCCUGUUAUCACUUGCGCAUACUGAAGGCUCCGCCACUGACGGCUGUUGUUGAAGGGCGUUUCGCAUUCCAAGUUAUCUUAAGAACUUUAAUGGAUCGAUUAAAGUUAUUUGAAGGCAGAUUUGCUCCUGUUUAAGCAGUAAUUUAGUCAUAAUGUUAAAUUAUUGAAGAUAUUAGGAAGAAAUGAGUCAUUGUGCCCCCUGAUUUAGCUAUACGUCUUGUAGCCUGCGAGGCACCGGCUGGUCUCCUUGUAAAGUGGCAUCCACCGCAUAUUUAUUGGUUUUAAUGUUUGUAAAUAAAAUUUACAAUAUUUUAUGAGUACUUAGAUGGGUAUAGAUUUUGUUUGUACAUUAAACCAGCCACAAGAGCAUCACUGUUAAAUAAUAGAUUUGUAGAUUAGAAAACAAGAGAGGUUAUAUUUGAACCCUAGUAGGCAGUGCACAUCAACCUUUUCCUUUUGAUUGUGAGCUAUUUACAAAAUUACUUAAGGGAUUGUUAAAAGCCUUAAUUUUACGAUGUUAAUGAAAAUAAGUUGUUCUAUUAAAUUAAUUAACGCUUUCACAUUCCGAUAACACUAAAGCGCGUCAUCCAUAUUCCAACAGUAAACGGUUUGAUGAUGCUAAGACGCAUCAUCCGAUUGCUAGUUCCUGAGCUAUUCUAUUUGCAUCAACCAGUCUGAAAACUUAUGAAAAAUCACUGUUAUUGUGUGGAUAGAGCGUAUCUAGGGCAUGAGUAGACCAACCAGAGGGCUUCCCACUUGCCCACGAGACCUCACUUGAGACAAACAUUCAUCACUGUUGUGCAUAAUUUGUUAUAAAUUCACUUCUUGUUGUUGCACCUAUUCUGUAGAGAAUCCACUUGUGAACAUUGUGACACUAAAUUUGUAGUUAUAACCCUACAAAUAACUUAGAAAAUGCAAAAUAAGUGUAAACAUUGUAUGCAUCGCUGAGUGGGACCCCGGGGAGCCCGACACUGCUCAGUUAUGCACCGAGAGACCAGAUUGUCAGCGUGUUAGUUGUAGUUCAGAUAAUACAGAAACCUUUUAGUAUUUGUAGCAGUUUGUCUUGUUAAUUUGAAAAUCAAGCACUGUGAGGGUAAAGUUCUGAGCCUGUUAUGUUAAAAUAACUGAGAGAGGAGCUGAUACACAUGUCAGGCUGCCUGGAAACUGCAGCUGAUGUCAUCUAGUGAUAAAUUCUUCUAACAUUUUCUUUACUGAGAUGUGAUACAGUAAAACACUUCCAGAUUAGCGCACAGUGGCUGUAACUCGAACUGCCAAGUUUAGCUGUGUUCUCUGAUGAUAAAUCACUGUAGCCAUAAAUAAUAAUGCUGGUUGAGGAGCAAUAUUUGUACUGGAUUCCUGUAUUUGUAAACAGAUGAUGGAUGGGUGCACUCUUUUUGCUUUAUUGGUUCAAAGUUCAAGUUUCCUGGAACAAUAAUCUGAAGAUUUGGUUCUUGAGGUAAUCUUGAGAUGAUUUCGGGGCUUUAGUGUCCCCGCGGCCCGGUCCUCGACCAGGCCUCCACCCCCAGGAAGCAGCCCGUGACAGCUGACUAACUCCCAGGUACCUAU
Molecule: messenger RNA, 7351 nt
Organism: Procambarus clarkii (red swamp crayfish)
Lineage: Eukaryota; Metazoa; Arthropoda; Malacostraca; Decapoda; Cambaridae
Gene: MICAL-like
Product: MICAL-like protein
Molecular function (GO): protein binding
Source: RefSeq, a predicted model, not a curated record